AAACUAUAAGUAUAUAUACCACGCUGAACGUUCGCAGAAAAUCAUGGUGUUGGUAUAGUCUACAUAGAAGCUGGUAGAAGCGAUAGGAAGGGAGAAAUAUGGAAUAAAAAAGGCUAGUGUUGGGUGGAUGUGGGACCCCGCCACACUCCCUUGUUCAGAGCGGCACACACUCGAGUAACGCGGCUUGGGGGGACGCUCGGCGGCUUCCCUCACACUUUUCUCACCCAAAUUUAAGGGUUUAGUGCCGAAUAUGUACCUAAAAUGUCGCGUAGAACCUGGAUCAAAGUGUAGUGUGUGAUGUGAGUGUAAAAUAACGUCGGAAAAGUGAAAAUUUUAUGGUGAAUUGGAGGUGAUUGUUGUAACUGGCUGUGGUGAGAUCGGUUAGUCGCGCCUGGAGACUGUCGCGCACUUUUUGUAAUGGAACUAGAAAUUCCUUUAUCAGCCAUGGUAUACAUUACUUAUCAAGUCUAAAGUGUUAGUUAGGUGAAAUAUCAGGAAGAAGGCGUGUGUUGGUGGUGGUGAUAGUGCAGUAGGAGUGUUGGUGAAGGCGCAGUGUUGGCGAGAAGAGGGGUGUUGGUGCGGUGACGCUCGGUUACUCUCGCCGGGCAGAGGUCUUCUUGGUCGAUACCGGCGGCCGCUGUUCCCUCACAACACACCCACUUAUUUUAUCCACCACGCCGCCCGUACGCCCUCUCCUCCACGCCCACGACCACCACGCAGGUUCCCUCUAACAGCGACGCCCACCACCGCACGGAUCUGGAGUCGGGCAGAAACUACAGGCAGGAGGCGGUGGGGACGGGCCAUGAGGGUAGUGGACGGUUGCCAACCCCUCCUCAGCAGCAGCAGCAGCCCCGCUCGCCGCACCAGCAGCAACACCAGCAGCAGCUGCAGCUGGCGGGGAUGAGGGUGUCGCCCGCACCACCGCUGACUGCAGGCGCUAACCCACCACACCCUCCACACUCCCCGCACAUGUCUCCCGCUGUAGAUAUCCGGGGUCGUCUCCUCCAUCCUCAGCAACUCGCUUUUCUCCACCACCACCAAAAUCUCCGCCACCACCACCCCAGCACCACCGUCCCCUCCACCACCACCCCGGGGCCGGGGGGGUCGUCUGCCACACCACCACCCGAUGUUUCUGCUACCUCCUCCAUGAUCACCGCAGGUGGUCCGGGGAGCGUUGUGAUGCCCCCCCAUCCGGGCAGUGGACAGAGUGACAGUCGCAGCAGCAAUAUGCAUGCGCCUGGAUACCCCCCUGGUGCUCCACCACAUAUGUCAUCAGGGCCCCCUCCAGGUCCUCAUGGUUAUUCAACAAAGAUGGGCCACAUGCCUCCUGGAGGUCCUCCAGGGCCCUCCUAUGGCCAGACAGGGUAUCAGGCAGGGCAUCAAUAUCCCCCAGUCAGACCACAGGGCCCAAUGAUGCAACCAUACCCACAAAAUUUUCCUCCGGGAGCUCCGCAAGGUUCUCAGGGCCCUCCUUCCUCCAUGCCGCCUGGUCACCAGUACCCUCCACGGCCCCCGCACAACAACCAUGUUCCCCCCAGCCAACCAUACGGGUAUCCUCCAUUUGGGACACAAGGUUGGGGAGGACAAGGCAUAAAUCAGGGUCCUCCAGGACCAAGUAUGCCUAGCUCUAUGAUGCCUGGGACUCCUGGUAUGCCAGGGAAAGGUGGUCCUGUCCAGAUGCCUAGCCAGGUUGGUCAGCCAGGGGCCAGUAGUGUGGGUGGUCCCCGGCCUCACACACCCCCACACUACCUAAAGCAGCACAAUCUAAAGAUUGGUGCAUAUAUGGGACCCCAGAUGUACCCAAAUGGUCCUGGUAUGCCAGGGAUGCCAGGUAUGCCUAACAGUAGUCGUGAGAGUCCUCAGAACAACAUGCCACCACCCACAUCCACCCCACAGCCAUUAACCCCAUCUAGUACCCCAUUGGAUACUGGAGAUCACUCUGGGAGCAAUACCACUGUCAACAAUAGCAACCCACCCUCUAUAGGCCCUGAUGGUAACCCUGUUGUGGAUGAAGCAUCACAGCAGUCUACCGUUUCCAACAAUUCUGCUGCAUCAGGGGAUGAUCGGUCGGGUACUCCAAAGCCUCACAAGGAUGGCCCUAUGGGUGGUGCAGGCAUGACAAGUGGAAUGCCAGGCGGACAACAUCCACCUUCCCACCCUCCCACACCCAUCAACUCUGCCCCGUCACCUGGUGCUGUCUCCUUGAGCUCCCAACAGGACGAUUUUGAGACCGUGAAUUCUCCUGGUUGGCCAAGAAGCCCCAGCACACAGACGGUGUAUGCUAACAGUCAACCACCCCCACCCCCAGACAUCUACAGACCAUCCAAGCCGGGAGAAAAUCUUGCACGGCUUUAUGAGAUGUCGGACUCUCCAGAACGGCGUGCCUGGUUGGACAAAUUAUUGUCUUUUAUGGAUGACAACAAGACCCCGAUCACUGCAUGUCCCACAAUCAGCAAGAAUCCUCUUGAUCUCUAUGCUCUUUAUCUCCACGUACGGGAACGUGGAGGCUUUGUGGAGGUAACCAAGAAUAAGCAGUGGAAAGAUGUGGCAGCAGUUAUGGGCAUUGGGGCAUCAUCAAGUGGUUCUUAUACCCUACGCAGGCAUUACAUGAAGCAUGUCUUAGCAUAUGAGUGUAAAUUUGACCGAGGAGGCAUUGAUCCUCAACCAAUAGUCAACCAGAUAGAAGCAGCAGCGAAGAAGAAAACAACGAAGACGAUAUCUGUGCCCUCACCUGGGUCUUCAAACUCCCAAGAUUCAUUCCCACCAGCUGGGUCUAACAGCAGUUCCAUGGAUGGGUUUUCCAAUGGCCCUCAUGUACCUGGGGGUCCGGGUGUGCCUGGCCCAUACCCACAGUACCCACCCUCCUCAGAGUAUGGUGGCCACAUGCCGCAGAGACCACCUUCACAGUCAACUUCUGGUCCAGUAGGCAACGGGGAAAACGUGAACGUGUCUAACCCAUUUGAUGAUCAGUGUCAGUACUCACGAACUUACCAUAACUCGUAUUCUCGUACUCAGGGCUAUCAGGGAUACCAAGGGGGGCAAUAUCAUGGUUACCAGGGUAUGCAGAGUGGCUAUGGUCAGGGGGGUUACCCCAACUCUGGUUACCCUCCCGAUGGGCGUGUCUACCCCCCUCCAGGACCACCAAACCACCAGGGCAACUAUCAGGGGAACUACCAACAGCCUGGGAGCUACCAGCGGCCGGCUUAUACCCCGGGUCAGCCUGGCUAUCAGCAAGACCAGUAUCCGAUGGGAAGUAGCGGCAGCAACUACGGCAACUCCCAAUUGGCCAAACAACUGCUGAAUCCUCCGCGCAGCACGCCCCCCGUGUUUCAAGGUUACCAGGGUGGGAAUAUGUAUCCACCAACACAGAAGCCUGGAUCAGCUCCAAGUCCUGGUCCCACUGGCCCGAAUGCUGCCGCAGGCUAUACAGGUCCUCGACGACAUCCAGAUUUUGAAAAGUCACUACCACCAGGGACAACCCCAUGGCGUCCAAAUAGCCAAUAUGGUGGAUACACUGGACAGAGCCAGCCGGGACCUCCUCAACAGCCAUGGAGUCGACCUAAUGACUCUGCACCUCCUGGAGCCCCGUCCUCACAGUGGAGUCAACCUCGGUUUCCUGGUUCACAGCCUCAGUACCCAGGAGCGGGGCGAGGAUGGUCUGGUGGCAGCUUUACUCAGGUUGGACCCAGACCGCAAGGGCCUGGUAGUAACAAGAACUAUUUGGUUCCUCCACCGUCUGCAUUUAAGUGUGGGAGUGGCAUGUACAGUGCAUAUCCAGGGAAACACCAGUUCCCCUUGGACAGUGUAGAGGCGGUGCUGCCGGUGCUGGCGCGCAGGAAGCGGAUGACUCGCUCUGACCUCCAGACUUGUGAUCCCUGGAGGCUUCUAAUGUCUCUCAGGUGUGGGUUAGCAGCCGAAGUAACGUGGGCCCUAGAUGUGUUAAACAUACUGCUCUUCGAUGAUCAAACAGUUGUUUACUUUGGCCUGCAUCACAUGCCAGGGUUGCUUGAAGCACUAAUUGAACAUCUCAGACGUGGCCUCAUCAAUAUGUUUGAUAUCUGCUCAGAGCUAGAGUUGGGUCGUGACGAUGAAGCUACUGGAGCUAACAAGAGGGUCAAGGCAGAGCAGCACGAUGACACAGAUAGACCUUGGUAUCUCCGGCCUCCACCAUCUCCCACCCUCGAGUUGGACCUAGGGAAAUUAGAAGAGGACGAUCCUUUUAACAAAGAGGAAGUUUUAAAAGGGUCAGAAGAUUUCACCCUCAUCACUAAAACUGGGAAAACGGUGAAAUUUGUUAAACGAGAUGGAGAACUCUUCAUGCGGGAGGGGAUUCGGGAAUGGGAUAAAUGGGAGGGAUUCAGUUCUGGAGUGGAUACGUGGUCAGUGGGUGGCGGGGAGUGUACAGCCCACAUAAUCUGCAAUAUGCAGAGCUCAGUUCCCCCUGUGCUGUUCACACGAUUACUACCGGGAAAGGACGGAAAAAUUACUGAGGUUAAAGUAGAAGAGGUGAAGGAAAUCAAAGAGGAAGUAGUGGAAGAAAAGAAGGUGGAGGUGGUGCAAAUAAAAGAGGAACCAGUUGAGAAGGACAAAGUAGUUGACUUACUGGCUGAGAUGCAGGAGAAGAAGGUGGAAAAAAUGGAGGACCUUAUUUCUAGGGAAAAGUGUGACAACUCCAAAGAUAAUGAGUCAACAGACAAACUUUUCAGUCAAAGGGUGAUUAGAGUGAAUAAUUCAAGGAAGAGCAAACUAGAUGAAAUAUUUAAGAAGUUAAAGAAGGAACCAAUUGAAGAUAGUAGUGACAAUAAGAAAAAUGUGAAGGAGAUAUGCGUGUUGAAAAAGGACACUGAAGUGCACCAAGACUCUAGUGUGGUGGUAAAACAGGAACCAAAUAGUGAUAAGUUACCAGAGAAAAAAAUUGAGGAAAUAUCUCAGAAUAAGCAGGACACUAAAGAAAAGUUAGAAAGGCGAGAGAGCAGUGGCUCUAGGAGGGAGAGUGGAGGGUUCAAGAGGCCGCAUGAGGAUCUAGAGGAAGAGUCGUGGAGUCCAGAUGAAGCAUCACUCAGCACAACAACGGAGGGGCAGGACUGGCUGGCUCGUAGGGUCAUGUGUGUUGGCACAGUGAUCCGGAACCUAUCCUUCAUUCCAGGAAAUGAAGACAUCAUGAGCAAAUCUGCAUCUCUGCUAGCCUUACUGGGCAAGACAAUCUUGCUGCAUCAUGAACAUCCUCAGCGCACUCCUUCCACGGCACAUUAUGAUCGUGACGAGGAAGCAGACUUAAGUGAUUGGUGCAGCUCUCUUGCUCCUGACACACAUUGGUGGUGGCCAUACCUCCAUCAUGUUCAUGAGAACACACUGGUCACUUUAGCAAAUAUGGCAGGCAACCUGGACUUGUCUGUAUACCCUGAAGAGAUCUCACGACCCCUUUUGAAUGGUCUGCUGCAUUGGGCAACGUGUCCUGCGUCAUAUGGGCAGGAUCCUUUCCCAGGCGGUGGAAGCUCCAUACAGUCUGCGUUAUCACCUCAACGCCUAGCUUUGGAAGCCCUGGUUAAGCUUUGUGUUCUUGACCAGAAUACAGACUUAGUUUUGGCAACACCACCAUUCACUCGUUUGGAUAACCUAUGUGGCCAGCUAACUCGCUUUAUGUGUCGUGGUGAAGAUCAGGUGUUGCGGGAGUUCUCUAUUAACCUCCUGCAUUACUUCUCUGCAGCAGACUCGGGUGUUGCCAGAGUCAUAGCCAUGCAGAAUGGAUGUGUUUCUCUCCUUGUUGCUUUCAUCGAGGAAGCAGAGGCAGCAGCAAUGAAUGUAGCAAAUGUUCAGGGUGUUAGUGCUCUAAAAGAAAACCCAGAAUUGAUGGGCACAAGUUUAGAUAUGGUGCGACGGUCAGCCAACACUUUGGUACAUCUCUCACGAGUACCGGCCAAUGCUCGUGUGUUAUCCUCAACUGAGAACAGACUAUUGACAUUGGUCAUGAGCCAGAUAUUGGACACUUAUGUUGCAUCACAGUUGUCACAGGUGUUAUUUAAUGUAGCCCAAGUGCAAACUGACUUUCCCCAAUAUUCACCUUCCCCUUCACCACCAUCCUCACCACCACCAACUACAGCACAAGCCUCUGAGUCAACCACAACUCCAGAUGCACCCAUGGAUGUGAAGUCACCGUCAGACACACCCAACAGUCAAUCUGCCUCGGUUGCUACAGCCAUAAGCUUGGCAGUUAAUCAUGACUCUACAUCCAGCGAGUGUGACAAACCUAAUGCAUCCCCCAAUCCUGCUUCUGCCAUGGCUACCACUCCAGCUCCCGCUUCAGCUCCAUUCUCACAUCCCGCCACAACCACUGCUGUAACCCCUUCCCCAGUCCCUGCUGCAGCACCAAGCCUAGGUAAAAUUCCCACCCCUAAUUUAACAACCCCUGCACCAAUCACUGCAAAUAUAUUUACCCCACAAUUAACCCUGUCUGUUAAGCCAACAAAUACCCCUACAAUCGCCCCCACCCAAACCACAAACUCUGAGUCAACCUCAAAGUGCGAGUCCCUGGCUGCGACUACUCCAGUCCCCAUGGAAGCACCAGCAGCAAAUCCCUCGUCUUAGUAGCGGGCGGGUAAACCCAGUGAGCGUGUAGGCCUCUCUCAGCCAUGUGUGGUACAAACUGUGUGGUGGGGGUGCCGCUAUGCCCCCCCUAGGGUCCCCCCCGGUCCCAGGGCCCCCUAGUGUCUCAGCUGGGCCCUUGCAAGGACCACCUCAGUGAUAUUGAGUCCUACCAGGCAUUAGGACUCUCAGUGUUGUGUACAGUAAUUAAAGUAAGAUGAUGUGUGUCCUGCUGUAAGCAGUGUCUGUGAAUUAUUCUAAAGUGCGAGUGUAGCCAGCAAACAAGUCUGUGAAAGUCUGUGUAUUUGUACUUUUCAAUGUACAGAAGUCUGUACUCAUCUCAGCUGUAUUUCUUGGAUUUAAAGAAAGUUGUAGAAAGAAAAGUAUUCAGAGAAA
Homarus americanus (American lobster) is the source of this 6978-nucleotide messenger RNA. It is a transcript of the gene osa, whose product is annotated as trithorax group protein osa-like. Gene Ontology annotation, cellular component: brahma complex; SWI/SNF complex; nBAF complex. The record is from RefSeq and is a predicted model, not a curated record. Lineage: Eukaryota; Metazoa; Arthropoda; Malacostraca; Decapoda; Nephropidae. The coding region runs from base 901 to 6585 and encodes 1894 amino acids. The transcript is spliced from 18 exons. Gene Ontology annotation, molecular function: DNA binding; nucleosome binding. Gene Ontology annotation, biological process: positive regulation of DNA-templated transcription; chromatin remodeling; regulation of transcription by RNA polymerase II.